UACUUGGAGAUGCUGAGCUGGAGCCUUCCCCCCAUGGCCCUGCACGCGCGCAGGGGCGGGGGGGAGCGCGGGGCCGGGCGGGCGGGGAGCGGCGGCCCCGGCGCCUGCCUGCCCGAGCCGCUGGAGCUGCUGGGCUGCUGCCUGCGGCCGGCGGCGGCGGCGGCAGCGGCGGAGCCGGGCCGGGGGGAGCGGGGCAUGAUGGCGGAGGGCGGCGGGCUGGGGCUGGGGCUGGGGCUGCGGCUGCCGCCGUCGCUGCUGGAGGCGGCGCGCUGCCGCUACGAGAGCCUGCAGAUCUCGGACGACGUGUUCGGCGAGUCGGGGCCGGACAGCAGCGGGAACCCCUUCUACAGCACCUCGGCCGACUCCCGCUCCGCCUCCUCGCACGACGAGGAGGGCGACGCCGGCCCCGAGCUGCCCACCGGCGCCGCGGGGCAGGCCGAGGAGGAGCGCGGCCGGGCCGGGGCGCGCCGCGGGCGGCGGCCCAAGGGGGGCGCCCCCGGGCAGGACGAGCAGGAGGACGAGGGCGGCUGGAGCCAGGCGCUGCGAGACGUCCCGGCCCCGCGCUUCAAGGAUAGCUGUGGUCCAACCCGUAAAAUGUCUCCAACUGCCAGUGUCAUGGACUUUUUUCAGCUAUUUGUCCCUGACAAUGUACUAAAGAACAUGGUGGUGCAAACCAAUAUGUAUGCCAAGAAGUACCAGGAGAGAUUUGGCAGUGAUGAUGCUUGGGUGGACGUCACACUAACCGAAAUGAAAGCCUUCCUAGGCUACAUGAUAUCAACGAGCAUUCACCACUGUGAGUCUGUCCUCAGCAUCUGGAGCAGUGGAUUCUACAGCAACAAGAGCAUAGCACUUAUCAUGACACAGACCCGGUUUGAGAAGAUCCUGAAGUACUUCCACAUUGUGGCCUUUCGCUCCAGCCAGACAACGCAUGGCCUCUACAAAAUCCAGCCGUUUCUGGACUCCUUACAGAAUGGCUUCGACUCUACUUUUAGACCUUCUCAAACCCAGGUACUUCAUGAGCCACUGAUUGAUGAAGACCCAAUCUUCAUUGCCACAUGCACAGAGAGAGAGCUACGCAAAAGGAAAAAGCGGAAAUUCAGCUUGUGGGUCCGGCAGUGUUCGUCUACUGGCUUCAUCUGUCAGAUUUACGUCCAUCUCAAAGAAGGAAGUGGUGCCGAUGGACUGGAUGCUCUGAAGAACAAGCCUCAGCUCCACAGUAUGGUGGCCAAGAGCCUUUGUCAGAAUGCAUCAGGAAAAAACUACAUCAUCUUCACUGGCCCUAGCAUUACCAGUCUGAACCUUUUUGAAGAAUUUGAGAAACAAGAGAUUUAUUGCUGCGGGUUGCUGAGCUCCAGGAAGAGUGACUGCACAGGCCUACCUCCAUCCAUGCUGAAUAACCCAGAUGCUCCCCAGUCCAGAGGACAGUACAGAAUAAAGAUGAAGGGAAACAUGUCCCUAAUCUGCUGGUAUAACAAAGGGCAUUUUCGUUUUCUCACUAAUGCCUAUUCUCCAGUUCAACAAGGAGUUAUAAUAAAGAGGAAAAGUGGAGAGAUCCCGUGCCCACUGGCAGUAGAAGCUUUUGCUGCUCAUCUUAGCUACAUCUGCAGAUAUGAUGACAAAUACAGCAAGUAUUUCAUUUCUCAUAAACCAAACAAGACCUGGCAACAAGUGUUCUGGUUUGCUGUCAGCAUUGCCAUAAACAAUGCCUACAUCCUCUACAAAAUGUCAGAUGCCUAUCACGUGACAAGGUACAGCCGGGCACAGUUCAGUGAGAGACUUAUAAAGGAGCUGUUGGGCUUGGAGGACACUUCACCUUCUCAUUGAUGCAUUGUUUCUUGUGGCUUAGGUAGGGAUGGAGGGUAAGCAGAAGAGGAGACCAUCAUUCUGGAAUGUCAAAGCAGGGAACUUGUGACACCACCAAUGCUGCUCCCUAUGUGAAAAUGCCAAGUGAUGCCACUAGAAGGGUGGAGACUGUUAAAAUUAGCAGCUGGCUUUAGAGGUGUCCUACAGAAAGUGCCACAGGAAACUUCCACACACAAUUACAUAUAUGAAUGCUCUGCGGGUAUCUGUACAUCAGAAUUGAUUUUAAGUUAGCAAUUUCUCAGUAGCACUUGUUGAACAGGUAACAUCUGUUGAGCAGGGUCAUCUCAUUAAGAUUCCCUUUGGGCUAAACUAGGAGGUUGUCACAAGCUGGUAGAGUUCAACAGUCCUCAUGGGGAAUUAACUUGCUUAGAGGUCUUUUAACUCUGAGACCACCAAGGUUGGCCUAUGCACUGCAGUAUGGCUGCGAAUGCCUAGCACCUUGUAAGGAAUCACUGCAGUUAUGACAUGGUCAAAGAGAAGCAACAGAUAUGUAUGUAUAUACUGAACUUUAACAGACAAAAGCAACCAGGACUUUGAUGACUGGUUAAGAUUACCUUCCUCCCACCAUCCCCCUGAAUGCAAGGCAAUCAGGUUGCAGUAUGGGACAAGAUUUAGGAAAUAAUCACAUUGGGGAAUUUUUUUAAACACUAUCAAAGUUGAGUCUUGAAAUCUGGUAAUAUUGCCUUUUGUAACAUCCAUACUCCCAGUGUCCAGGGGUGAGAAAUCUCAGAGUAUAUAGCAACUAUAUUCUCCUGGAUUUCAUUGUAUCUUUGGGUUCUUCUAAGUGUUGCUUAAGGCCUGACAUGACAGACUGUUUAAGUUUCUAUCACCUAGUAUAUUUGUUCUCUUUUCCCCAUAUUUAAAUAUCAACUUACUUUUCAUCUUAGGUUUCAUUUCCUAGUGACACACUUGACAAGAAAGAAUAAUUCACGGAUAGCGUGAUUUGCAUUAUCACUGUGGGGUGUUCUGUAGAAAUUCUUCUUAGAAUUUGAAAUUUGUCACAGUAGCUUAUAAUUUUGCAAAUUUAUAUGCUUAGAAAAAUGUAACUUUGUUAAAAAAAAAAAAAAAAAGUUCUGGUGCAACCAGAUGCUAAAUGUCCCUGAAUAGAAUAAAACCCAAAUACAUUUCUUGUCCUGAGUGACUCUCUAGGAGGUAGAAUCACUUUGAGUUUGCCCAGCCUGGUGCCAAUGUUUCAUAGAGGAGAGAUGCCAUGAUUAAAUGCUUUUGCUGGAGGCAGUGGAUUCUGCUGAAAACAAGAAGAAAAAUGGUAGGAAUGGUCAAAAAGUGAAAAUGAAGUGAAAUGUUGCUUUUCCUUUUAUCACAUUAUUGGGCUAUGGGCUUAACUAAACUAGAACAUCGUGAAUAUUAGUUUGAAAUUAGUAAGAAAUUGUAAUGAGCAAUUCACUUACAGGGCACAAAUAUGCAUCUUUUCUUUGGGUUGGACUGACUUGCAUUGAAGGCAACAGGAAAGCUGUCAUGGAUGGGAGUAGGAUCAGGCUUUGAUAAGGUAGUUAAUGCUCAUGUUUAGAGGGACACAACUAGUUCUAGUUCAAGAAUUUGGACAGGUAGCAAACUCUUAUAAAAUCUCUGUGCUGUUCAAGUAUCAUCAUUAAAAAGUUGUGUUGGGCUUUUUACAGUCAGCAGCAUUACGCUGCGCUUGUACCUUGCCCUUCUAAUAAGGAGGUAUUUCCAGUGAGACAGUCCCUGAAGGCCUAUCUAACUUCAUUGUCUAAGUGCCAUCAAUGUGAGGAAAAGAUAAAUGUGAAUUAACAAAAAUGUAUUUGAUCCCUGGUGCUAAGAGUGCAAGAGUGUUUUAAAUGAGCUGUGUGUCCCCUGAACUUGCUGUUGUGGUUCAGUGGCAGCAUCCAUGUCUACCACGUGGGAGACCUGGGCUUGAUCCAUGCAUGCAGCUAUAGCCAUUUGAGAUGCUGAAUAUCUGAACUCAUUCUGGCCUUUAGAUCCUGUCUCAAUGGUCUAAAGUGAGGAUGGGGGGUUUGGGUAGCCCCUACUCCUCCCUGGGCGUGUCAGGUCUGGAUGAACUCUCACUUAUACAUCAUGAUCCAGAAGGAUUGACACUUGCCUACUACGUGCUCCCUGACCCCAGUUACCAUACAGGAGGGGUUUAAAAGAUAGCAAAUGGCUAAUUAGGGGUAGGAAUGAUAUAUUUUUAAAAAAUCUAUCUAUUGGACCACAUAGUAUCUAUAGUUUGAGGGGUUGUGGUGGAGGGGAGGAGUUUGACAAAUGUCAGUUUUUUGCCAUAUUUUCCCAUGUUCUCUGAUAACCGUUGACAUUCUCCUUCCCAUCAUCGAGGCCCCUUCUGUCCCUACUAUCCUGUGAUCUUCACAUAAGCAAAGAGGAUGGGACCCUCACAGGUUGUCUUGUAUGCAGUGAACCAGGCUCAGCCCCUUAAAACCAAGAUAGAUUUGUCAAAUAUUGCAUUUACUUACUACUUAAUAGUAAGCAAAAACAGAUAAGUUGGUGAUAAAAUACCAUUGAUGGCUAAAGUAGGUGAAUGGGGGGCCUGUAGUGAGGCACCACAGUCAGUUUUUCCAGAGGCGUGAAAACCUAUGACACUUGGCCUAGGAAAACUGAGCCCAGGUAUAGAUGGAAGUACUUGAAAUUAGUUGAAGGUGCUGCCCUAAAUUAGCAUGUAAGGAGUAGGUAUAUGCUGGUUGUGUCCUGUAGUUUCAAAAUGUUGCCAAAAUUCAUCUGAUGAGCUGGUGCAAAUUAUAUAAAAUCACCCAGAAAAGAGCUGACCAGAACAGCUUUUCUUCAUUUGUCUCUAGUGCAAGAGCACUUCUAAGAAAGCAUGGGUCCAAUCCUCCAACAUGCUGACCAUUUCCUGUGAGGAAAUACAGUCCCAAGUACUCACUGGCAUGAGCAAUAGGCAAAGCCUUUCAAGAUAUCACUGGAAAUACUCAGCACUGUACAUGAUUAAGCCUCAAAACAGCUAGAUAUGUUCCACCUAUUCUUUAGCACUUGGCCUAAAUGAAUCUGGCCCAUAUAACAUGGAAAUGAUUGGAUGUGGCCCAUAUACUACAGAAAUGUGAUUUUAUUUACAUGGCAGUGUAGCCAAGGCCUUAGAAUAUAGCUUUCCACAGAUGUCUUCUGCUUGUGAUAUAGACUGCUUAAGCUUAAGUUAUACUAGUCCUUAUUUUUGCCUCAGGGAUUGGCUCCUGAGUAGUUGUCCCUUGAGUUGGUGUUGACAGGGGAUUACACAGUGGCUGACUAUUACAGGGAAGAUGCUUUAUUCUCCUCUGGAGAAGGAGAACAACCUAAGACAGAAACAAAGCAUGGCUUUGCAAUUAAUGUGAAUCUUCCAUCCCCAACCCUUUCCCAUAACUUUCAAUCAGUUUUCUAAAGAUGCAUAAACAUCCAUUAAAAUACUGCAAAGAAACCAAGACAAAAAAAUCUACAUAUGACAAAUGAACUCUGGGUUGCAUAGCCUACAAGCAAAAAUCACCAAAGUGUAGCCUACAUGAUUAAAAUGACUGAGCCAUCAUAUAUUUCCCAUUCUUUUUAUGGGUGUGGGAGGAAGAAAGAGUGAGGAAAGUUACUCAAAUAGCAUCUCACACUUCCAUUUUAAAUAUCACAAACCAUGGAAACUAGCUGGUUUUAUAAAACAAAACUUUUGCUUGAUUAAAGCCAUUCAGUGUCAACAGCAGUUCAGAUUCUGUAGUCUUUCAUCUCGCCCUUGCUGUAAACUAGCUUUUGUGAUUUCCCCCACCCAAGUAUAAAUAUACGGUGCUUACUUUCAGAAGUCAAUACAAAUGAAGGGUUAAGUGUCAAAACAUUGCAAGAUGCUAUUGAUGAUAUUGUAUAAACACGGUUUAUAUCAUGAUUUGUAGAAUGAUACUGGGGUAUGCUUUGUAUCAUCAAGAUAUUUGGGGUAAAGAUCUUUAAGUCAGGCAUUCAUUAAAAGUAAGGGAAGUACCAGUUAGGCAAGAGCAUCAGGUAGAAACCUUUCAGAAAGAGGACAUAGAAAAUGGAGCAGAUGGGGACAGGAAGGCUUUUCUCUCUUCUGCUGAAUUUGGCUUCGUACAGCAUGUAAUUCUGAGUGUUGAAGCUCUUUGUUUGUCAGAGUAUGCAAACUGCUUCAAAGAAUUAAGAACGUCAGUGUGAUAUGCAGACCACAUUCUAUGCACAGCACUUCUUCCAAGGAGUUUUUUUCACAUCUUGUUGAGACUCAUAUUUGAAAAAGGUUCAUUAUAACGUGUAACAUUGAUCUAACAUUCACUACAGCUAAAAGCCGAUGUGAAAUCUUGCUCUAUUACAGUCUGCUCCGUCGUGGAAAACUCCACUAUAAGGGCUUGCAGGAACUCUGACCCUGUUGCUUUUUAUCUCAGCUCAUUUGUGUGCUUGACGAGAAAGGGAACAAUUUCAAGAAAUCGCUCUCCUGUUUCCCUUUUUGUGUGCAGUAGCUGUGCUUUAAGCAUCCCUUCUAAUGCCUGUUCUCAUUUCUCUUCGAUUAAUAGGUAUUUUAAGAACACAGACUUCUCUAGAGUUCUCAAUGUCACUAAAUAAUUGAUUCAGCAAUACCAUUAUUUUACAUUCUUAGACAUUUCAUAGAGAAAAACAGGUAGUUCUCUGCUGCCACAGUAACAUGAAGGGCACUGACUCAAAACCAGCAUCUUCAUUCCCCACCUUUGAGACCCUAGCUCCUCUUCUAGCAGAGGGGUUUAUUCUACUAAGCAUUACCCUUGUGGGUAAUGAGGGCUCUCCUAGCUCAAUCCUAUGCUUCCUUAGGGAUGAGCGGUCAUUCCUGGAGCUGAUUUUAGUAGAGUGAGGAUUAAACUGCACUGUAACUUUUUUGCACUCCUAUAAUGCCUUCCAUUCAAGGAUCUUAAAGUGCUUUAACAAUGUGAACGCUCAUGCAUUAGCCCUCCCCACAACUUUGUGACAGGGACAGAUAGUAUGAACACCGUCAUUGUAUAUAUGGGAAACUGAGGCCCAAAGAGGGUCACCCAAAUGUGCCUAGGAAAAGGAAAUAAGAUUCAGUUUUAAGACUCCUACUCCUAACUAUUAGGACUGCAGGCAAGGCUGAAGUGGUUGAUAGCUUCUGCUCAUAGGCCCCAAACUCAAAAUAGGUGCAUUUUUCUAAACUAGAAAAAAUAAAUGACAUGAAAAUUAGCAAGGAUAAUUUUCCUCUUCCCCCCUCAAGAAUAGAAGCUGAGUGACUUGAAGUUACAAGACUCAUUUUGCUUUUCAGAGCUUUUGCUUGUGAUUCUGAACUAAAACAUUAACUGAAAUCAAGGGAAAGAUUUCAUUGAAAUCAUUGGGGUUUAAAAAGAGACCUACUGACUUGCAUGGGGGAGCUAGAGCAGAGACCAUCCAAGGCACAAUGACAACCCAGUGAAAGCUGUAGACUGUGAAGCCUGUCCCCAGAUGGGCUUACAAACAAAUGUCUCUAGUAAAAAUUAGUCUAGGCUGGGAAUAAACAUGAAGUCUUCCAUCCAUCUCUGCUGGGGAAAUCUCUAUGGAGCUACCUUGUGCUAGCUCUGAAGCACAACUAGCGGGUCCAAAAAGAACUCAUUUAAGAGAUGAGCGUGUGAAGCAUCAAGAGAAUGAGAGCAAUGUUCGUAGAGGGAAGCAGCUUCAUUGUAUGUUAUAUUUGGGUACGUGUUUGGCCUGCUUCAAAUAGGAAGCUUUGCAAAUAAUACUGUUCUGUCACCUGUGCAAAUAUAAUCCCAGUCACCAUGCUGUUUAAUGUGUUCCUCCUUGUCGGGGCCUUGCCCAUACCAUUCCAUUUUUGUUUUGUCCACAGAAUAAGUGAAAACUAGAGAUAGAAAAAGCCCUGCCAGGUUGUCUUGUCCCUGGGAUAUUUAAAACUCAGCUCUGCUUUAACCUAUCAAUAGGGUUUUUCUACUUCUCUUGGGAGACUGUUCUGUAGCCUAGUAGAUCUCACCAUUAAGAAGCUUUUCCUGAUACUGUACAUUUUUCUUUGCUUAAUUUCACCCUUUUCUAUACCCUUGCAUCAUGUUGAAUCACCUGUUCUUGGCCUACACCUGUCUAUGUAGAUGGUCACUCUGGAAAGAGAAAUAAUAGAGACAGAGUUGGCCUUCUCUCUAUUUUUUAAAUGUUCUCUAAGUAAAACAGGGUAUUGUUUUCCAAGGCUAUACUUAAAGCAAUCACUGUGAGAGUAUUGCCUGCUUAGCCCCACUUGUGCUGCCUAUUGGGUUCAGGUGGACCCAAGACAAAGAUAUCAGAGGUACCACACCCACAAAUACACUUAGCAUGGCUGCAGAAUUUACCAUAAAUGUGAUUUUUCUGCCAGAUGGGACCUUGACGUCUUCUGUUCUGCCCUCAUACACUCCCCAGUGACCCUAUUGAAACUGUUAGGUGUCAUAACACGGCCUUAAAUGGUAAUAUAUUUGUCUCACUCUUAUGAAAUAAUAACUGCUUGUAUUAGAUGUCAAGGUGGUUCAUACAAUGUGUAGUGUGCAAAGCCAUCAAACUAUAAACACAGUCCUCUGCAGGAGCACUCCUUGAAUGUUACUGCAGACAUGACCCUUUGUUAAUAUGUAUGGGAUCUGGAAGGACAACCUAGGUGUAAUAGAGAAGACAUCCUUACCCUUUGAGCCUGCUAGUUGAGGCCUGAAUGGAACUAGUGGAGUGAACAAAGAAAGAUAACAAGGAGUUUGGGAUCCAGGCUCCCUUGACUAUCAAACCUUUGUGGGAAGAAGCUGAGAGAUACUCAAAGCUGUGUCAGGUCCUAGACAAACCAGGGACUCUAGACAGAGCCACAGGCAGAAAAACAAGCUUGCCCAGCGUGAGGCCUCAGGAGGAGUAAGGAUGGGAAGUGUUCCCAGAAUAUUAAGACCCUUAAAAAAAAACGAAGUGAAAUACUUUUACCUCAGCCAGUUGUUCUUGGAUAGGCACAUCUGUUGGAAGCAAAGUAGUUAAAUCUGUGUUCACUGAUCUCAAAAGACCGAGGGCAAAAAUAAGGAUAGAGCCCGGGUCCACUAGGUUCCUCUUCCCAAAUCCCAUCCCACUCCCUCUUAGAGUAACACUGUGGUAUUGUCCUCCAAUUACUCUGUCAAAGUAUGUACAAAAAGUGAAGAGCUCAUGCCUCACCACAAACUCAAAAAAAAAAUUGCUUUUAUUUGAUGGAAACAAGAUGCAAGCGGCUGAUCAUUCAGUUGGAAUUAAUAGUAUUAAUACAAUUAAUAAUUAUAUUUCAUUCUUCACUUUACCAGCUAACUUUGUAUCUGGUAUGUUGAAUUCAGAGGCAAAACAAUUUAACCAAGUGGAAGAAAGUUGAAUACAAAAGAAAAAAGACAUAGCGGUUAAAAACAGCUGUCUGAUUUUCCCCUGGGACAAACCUUUUAUCCUGGGAUCCUAGAGACUGACAAGCCCAUUUGUCCUAUCUUACUUCCCUGUGAAGUAUCCAAAUUAACACUUUGCCCCAGAACAGCCUGCAUUUGUUCGACUGCCAUUCAAGCUGUGUGUGUAAAACAACAGACUGCUCUAAUGCGAGUCAAAGCCUGGGACAACCAGCUGUGGGAUAAUCCCGGCAUCUGGAUUUAGCAAAAGUUAGGCCAAACAUUCCCUUGAUGUAAUACCAUUGAGGUCACUGAUAAAAUUGGACCAUGAAUAAAUCUGAGCCAGCAUAUGGUGAGAUCAUCAAUGGACUCUAGAAAUAAUGAACAAGAAACUAACAGAAAAGCACAUUGGUAAAUAUCAGAUGAAAGGAUUAAAGGCUGGAAACUCAAAGGGAGAGAUUCCAGCUGUUCUGCUCCAAUGGCUGCCCUUCUAAUAUGCAGGAUGGCUCACUUCUAUUCUUGGUUUCAUUUAAAUAAAAAUCCAGGGAAGUUAUAGCCUUCAGCACAGUCAGUGCAGCUGCUUUAGCUAUAGAAAAAUCAUCAGUGGUGUCACUGUAUGCCUCUGCUUGUACUGCAAAAGUUCAGUGAUCAUAGACGUCAGAGGCUCUGGGUAGUUUGGAGAUAGCUGGUAAAAGAAACAGCAGGACUAACAGGAACAGUAGAGACGGCUACAGUUCUUUACCAGUAUUUUUUUAAGCUGUGCAACUUGCAUUCCAUCAAAUGAAGUGAUUGUAGAGCACGCAAGGAUAGUAUGUAGCAAAUGUUUUCAAAACACGACUAUUGUCAAGCUCCAUUCACUGCACCCAGACAAUUGCAAUUUGGUACAAAACUUCCCCAAACUAAAGAUUUCAGUUUGGAAAUGUAAACAUCACAGAGUAAAACCCACGGUGCCGUUUAUUUUCUUCUUUUGUUUAGAAACUUCUUGGAGCAAUUUUAUAAUCGAUACAGUCUUUCAGGAAAUGCAUGUAUGUGGCCCUGCUUCAGGGUAAGGUCCACAGCAGUAUUUCUGCGUUGGGGGUGGGGAACUCCUUUUGUGACACUGGUUUUUGUUCUACACAAAGGCACGCUUGCAAUAAAUUUUUACAAGUUUUGUACACCAUGAGCUAAAUUCUGAGUUCCAAAAAUGUGACGUGUGGCAACAACAACAAACUGGAUUUAUAGUAUCACUCUGAUAUCUUGUCAUGUGAUUUUAUUUCUUCAACAAAGUUUGUUUACAAUCAACAACUUUGAAAUACAGUCAAAUAUAUUA
Alligator mississippiensis (American alligator) is the source of this 10434-nucleotide messenger RNA. RefSeq names its product piggyBac transposable element derived 5 (gene PGBD5). Gene Ontology annotation, cellular component: nucleus. NCBI's taxonomy places the organism in Eukaryota, Metazoa, Chordata, Crocodylia, Alligatoridae. Gene Ontology annotation, molecular function: transposase activity. Gene Ontology annotation, biological process: non-replicative DNA transposition. The record is from RefSeq and is a predicted model, not a curated record. The transcript has 7 exons. The coding region runs from base 10 to 1824 and encodes 604 amino acids.